This is a messenger RNA of Rotaria socialis, 2271 nucleotides long. NCBI's taxonomy places the organism in Eukaryota, Metazoa, Rotifera, Eurotatoria, Philodinida, Philodinidae. The record is from the annotation of a GenBank genome assembly.
AUGUCUGACUCUUUUCUAUCGACGGAUAAAGACGAUGUAAACAACCACAAUGAAGUUACUAAUCCAGCACACUCAUCAAUUGAACGUAACGAUGAAGACGAAAAACAAAAACAAGCACAACAACCAAUCAAUUGUUUGUCCGAACUCUCAUUAGAAGAAAGUGACUCAUUUUUCGCAGUUCUAAAACGUCUUUGUUUUUAUUGGCGACGAAUUGUAAUACAGAAAAUCCGUGUCAUAUUAACGCUCAUUUUCAUGUCUAUGCUCAAUUUUACAACACGAAUAACAUGUUUUACAGGACAACGAACACCAACAUCGCCAUCUUCAUUUAAUACUUCAGUCUCCUCAUCGUCAAUACGAACACUUGAAGAAGAGUUAAACAACUCAUCAAAAUCUCCUUUACUCAUUGAGAAAACACAUCAUCAACAACAACAACAAAUUGAUGUGCCAUUGCUAGAGAAUUCUACCAUGGCGCAAAUACUUAUUCAACAAAAGAUGAAUCGGUCAUCAAACAUAGGUAUCAACAGACCCACAACAUCGCAAAAAGAUAUAUCAUUAGUAGUGAGACAUUCAGUGGACGAUAGAUUGUUUUAUCGUGAUUCACAACAGAUAUUUCAUUUUUUAACAAGAGUUGCAUCUGAACCUCAAAUGUUCAAACAUCACCAUUCACAAUUAACAAAUUCAAAUGUAAAAUUAAUUAAAUCUACCAGAGAUUUUACAAUAUCAUUACCAAUAUCAAAUUCAUCCGUACAAUUGGCUGAGUCAAAAAAUAAUGAAAUACAUUUCGAUGAUAUUCUUAUAUUUAACUGUGAUCAAAUUCAACCCGUAUCGAAUUCUACAGCAGAAGAUUUUACCAGUGAUGAAAUAGACAAUAUUGUAUCUACAACAAAUCAGCAAUCGGAAGAAAGAAUAACACUAACUGACGAAUUUGAAGCUCUGCAUGUCAAUGGAGAUUCAGAAGCUGCAUACACAAAUGGAGAUUUAAAAAUUUCAGAAUCAACUGAAGACGUUCUAACUGAUGCAAGUUCUUCUCUUAAUGAUAGUGAUUCACAUGGUGAACGCCAUUUUCGUCGUCGAAAACGACGUUCAUCAUUAACAAAAACCUCAGUAUCCCUCGAUGAUACGGAAUCAAUAACUGAUUUAAUUGAGAAAAUUUCUAUAGAUAAUGAAACACCACAAGACACUAAUAAAAAUUUAAAACUAAUAGAAAGUGAUGAUAAAGAAAAUAAGAAUAUUAUUGCACAAGAUACUUCAGACAAGAAAGAACUAGCUCAAACAAUCGACGAUGCUGAAAAAUCAGCUCCACUUAGUAGAUACCGCGGAAGACGACUAAGACAACGAUUUUAUCAUCAUGCAGUUGAAGUAUCUUCACCACCACAAGAAAUCAUUCCGAAUAUUUCGUCGGAACUUUAUCUAUCUCAUGAAACUCUUCAUGUUGAAUCAACUAUAGAAAUUUCCACACCACAACCACCAACAUCUAUAACUCUGAUAGUUCCCUCUAAUCAAGUAACGCCUCAUAUAGCAGGUGGUCGUCUUAAACAUGUUGGCUCUAAUUCAUCACCGAAGAAAAACGUUCGCUUUGCUGAUUCCGUUGGUCGUGAAUUAGUCGAAGUGCAAUAUAUCAAUUCUUCAACAAAUGGUGAAUCAAGAGAACUUGCAUUCUUAUUAGAUUUAUCAUCAUCUCCUCCGUCAUUUACGAAAAAUAAUAUUUAUCUACCAAUAACUUCACGUUUAGAACAUAAACCAUGGUCGUUUGAUGUUGUUUCCAAGCCAACUAAACCAAUCAAUAAUAAACAACAUUCAAAACGAUUCUAUUGUUUAUUUCGUCAGCCUGACUCUGAGCAUCCAGACAUUUAUUUACAUGAAGUAUGGAAAUCUCAAAUAAAAUUAGAACAUGCCGAUAUACCAUAUAAAUCUUCUUCAACCGAUGAACAGCGACUCUACGGAACAUUAUGGGUUGCCAAUAUCGGCUAUCAAAAAUCUGUCUCUAUUAAAUAUACAUUCAAUAAUUGGUUGAAUGUCUACGAAAAUGAAGCUCAAUAUUGUUGUCAUUCAAAUGAUUCUCGUAAUAUCGAUCAAUUUCAAAUUACUGUUACCAUACCUAAAGACGUGGAUCGAAUUGAUUUUGUUUUACGCUAUUGUGUUAAUGGCCAAGAAUAUUGGGAUAAUAAUUUAGGAAAAAAUUAUUCAUUACAAACUGAUUCAGCUUAUACGACAUCAACAACGAUUUCUUUGCCACAUGAUAGUGAUUUUAACGAAAUGAGAUUCUAUUAA